AUGAAAGAAACAAUCAUGAACCAGGAAAAACUCGCCAAACUGCAGGCAAAAGUGCACAUUGGUGGAACUGCUCACAGAAAGAAGGUAGUUCACGGAACAGCCACAGCAGAUAAUAAAAAACGUCAGUUCUCCUUAAAGAAGUUAGAAAUCUCUAGCAUUGAAGAGGUGAAUAUGUUUACGAAUCAAGGAACAGCAAUCCACUUUAACAACCCUAAAGUUCAGGCAUCCCUGGCAAUGAACACUUUCACCAUUACAGGCCAUACUGAGACAAAGCAGCUGACAGAAAUGCUGCCCAGCAUCUUAAACCAGCUUGGUGCAGGCAGUCUGACUAGUUUAAGGAGACUGGCUGAAGUUCUGCCCAAACAAUUUGUGGGUGGAAAAGCACUACACUACUGGAGAGGAGGAUGA
This is a messenger RNA of Chlorocebus sabaeus (green monkey), 408 nucleotides long. The record is from RefSeq and is a predicted model, not a curated record. Lineage: Eukaryota; Metazoa; Chordata; Mammalia; Primates; Cercopithecidae.